CAGAAGCUGUCUUGGACCUUGCAUUUCUUGCUGAUCAAAGGGAAUUUAUAUAGCUCUCUCCUGCUUCCUUUGUUAUUCACUUCAGCUCAGGAGAGUCAGCUCGGACUCUCUCUCCUCUCUCUCUCUCUCUCUAGAAUUCAAUAUUUCCAAAGAUCCAGAUUUCCUGGAAACUGCGUAAAAGGUUGAAAACUUUCAUGUGUUCUUCCCAUAUCUGACAACCCAGUAAAUCUUCAGCUUAAAGAUUCAUUGGCGUUUGGUUUCCUGUUCCUCCGGGGGAAUCGGAUUCCCGAGCAAUGGCUCCGAGCUCCGUCGUGGUCACAAUCGAAAAGCCCGAAAAUCCGUCACUAAAGCACAAUCUACUGGAUUCCUCAGCCUUUCUGGAGAAACAAAAAGCCGUGAGCACCAAGCAAUUCACAUGGGUUCUUCUCCUCAAGGUGAACAGAGUAUUCGCCUGCCUCUCAUGGCUGCCGAUGGCGUUGAAGGCAACGUUCCUUUCGCUUAAAAAGCGCAUUGCUUUAUCUGACUUGACCGACGAAGAGCCCAAAACCCGAGGAAGGCUGUACAGAUUCAUCAAAGCCUUCCUCGGGUUGUCGAUUGUGGCUCUCGUCUUCGAAAUGAUUGCGCAUUACAAGAACUGGAAUUUGAGUUUGUACCAGCCGUGGGAGGCGCAGGGUCUGGUGCAGUGGUGCUACAUGGUUUGGUUGACUUUCAGAGUUGACUAUAUUUCCCCGGUGGCCAUCGCCAUGUCCAACUUCUGCGUUGUGCUUUUUCUGAUUCAAUCUUUUGAUCGAUUGGUUCUGUGUGUCGGAUGCUUCUGGAUCAAGUACAAGAAGAUAAAGCCAACAAUUGCAGAAGAUGCUUUUGACCUUGAAGAUCCUUCUAGUUUUCCAAUGGUGCUUAUUCAGAUCCCUAUGUGCAAUGAGAGAGAGGUGUAUGAGCAAGCAAUUGCAUCUUCAUGCCAGAUGGAUUGGCCAAGAGACAGACUUUUGAUUCAGGUCCUAGAUGACUCGGAUGACAUAAUUUUACAGAAUUUGAUCAAAGACGAAGUCUCGUCGUGGCAUCAGAAAGGUGUGAAUAUAAUCUACAGACAUCGAUUGAUCAGAACCGGCUAUAAAGCCGGCAACCUUAAAUCCGCCAUGGGUUGUGAUUAUGUCAAAGACUAUGAGUUUGUGGCAAUUUUCGAUGCUGAUUUCACUCCCAAUUCUGAUUACCUUAAGCGGACAGUUCCUCACUUCAAGGGAAAUCCGGAACUAGGACUUGUCCAAGCUCGAUGGUCUUUUGUGAACAAGGACGAGAACUUACUCACGAGGCUCCAAAACAUCAAUUUGUGCUUCCAUUUUGAAGUGGAACAGCAAGUGAAUGGUGUCUUUCUCAAUUUCUUCGGAUUCAAUGGAACCGCGGGAGUUUGGAGGAUUAAGGCUUUGGAAGAAUCAGGAGGUUGGCUGGAGAGAACAACAGUUGAGGACAUGGACAUUGCAGUUCGUGCACAUUUGAACGGAUGGAAAAUGAUCUUCCUCAAUGAUGUAAGAGUCCUCUGUGAAUUGCCAGAGUCUUAUGAAACUUACAAGAAGCAGCAGCACCGUUGGCAUUCGGGUCCAAUGCAGCUCUUCAGGUUGUGUCUUCCUGCUAUCUUGACUUCCAAGAUUUCGAUGUGGAAGAAGUCGAACUUGAUAUUUCUUUUCUUUCUGUUGAGGAAGCUAAUUCUUCCCUUCUACUCAUUCACAUUGUUUUGUAUCAUACUCCCACUCACCAUGUUCUUACCUGAGGCAGAACUGCCUCUUUGGGUAAUCUGCUACAUUCCGAUUUUCAUGUCCUUUCUAAAUAUCCUCCCGUCCCCGAAAUCAUUCCCUUUCUUGGUCCCCUACCUUCUUUUCGAGAACACAAUGUCUGUCACAAAGUUCAACGCCAUGGUCUCAGGGCUAUUCCAGCUCGGAAGUUCCUACGAGUGGGUGGUGACAAAGAAGACCGGAAGAUCAUCUGAGUCGGAUUUGCUAGCCUAUUCCGAGAGGGAAUCGCUGUCUGCGAAUGAAGAGAAGAUCCUGAGGAGGAACUCCGAGUCGGGUCUAGAAUUACUAAGCAAACUCAAGGAACAAGAAGAAGUAGUUCCCAAGAAAAAGAAGAAGAAUGGGAUCUACAGGAAAGAGCUUGCUCUUGCUUUCUUGCUGCUCACUGCAGCAGCCAGAAGCUUCUUAUCUGCUCAUGGAGUUCACUUCUACUUCUUGCUUUUCCAAGGCUUGUCAUUUCUUGCUGUAGGGUUGGACUUAAUAGGUGAGCAGAUGGGCUAAAACAAGCUAAACAAAGUUCAUAUUUUUUUCCCAUAGUUUUUUCUUUUGACAGCUUUGAUGAACCCUAAUUACGAUCAAGAAGUUACUGUGUGGGACGGUAUCACCACAUCAAAUGGGGUUCAAAAGUUGAAUUCAUUUUUUCAUGUAGAAAUAUUUUCCCUUUUGUUAGAUAGUAUAAGAAAUAAAUUAUUGUACAAUGGUAUAUGUCAUCAGUGUAUGAAGUAUUGAUAAUAAAGUAUAAACAACUCAGUUAUUUUUUCA
Molecule: messenger RNA, 2546 nt
Organism: Pyrus x bretschneideri (Chinese white pear)
Lineage: Eukaryota; Viridiplantae; Streptophyta; Magnoliopsida; Rosales; Rosaceae
Product: xyloglucan glycosyltransferase 4
Exons: 4
Coding region: 294-2285 (663 amino acids)
Cellular component (GO): Golgi apparatus
Molecular function (GO): glycosyltransferase activity
Source: RefSeq, a predicted model, not a curated record